This is a messenger RNA of Hevea brasiliensis (rubber tree), 796 nucleotides long. RefSeq names its product 40S ribosomal protein S12. Gene Ontology annotation, cellular component: ribosome; cytosolic small ribosomal subunit. The transcript is spliced from 4 exons. The record is from RefSeq and is a predicted model, not a curated record. Gene Ontology annotation, biological process: translation. Gene Ontology annotation, molecular function: structural constituent of ribosome. Bases 150 to 572 code for a protein of 140 amino acids. Lineage: Eukaryota; Viridiplantae; Streptophyta; Magnoliopsida; Malpighiales; Euphorbiaceae.
GCCUCGCUGGGCAACUCCAUUAAAAAGCCAGAGAACACACUAAAAACCCUAAUUUCUCUUCGACUAAAACCUACGAGACCCAGCCACGACCCACCUCCUCUUCCUCAUCCUCUCCACGCUCUAUUUUCUCUAAUUUUGCAGGAAUAAAAAUGUCAGGUGAGGAGGGUGCUGUUGCCGUUGAGACUCCGGCUCAGCCACUCGGCGAAGCCAUGGACUUGAUGACUGCAUUGCAGCUAGUCCUCAGAAAAUCUCUGGCUCAUGGUGGGCUAGUGCGAGGUCUUCAUGAAGGUGCAAAAGUGAUUGAGAAACAUGCUGCCCAGCUCUGUGUAUUGGCUGAGGACUGCAACCAGCCUGACUAUGUUAAGCUUGUGAAAGGGCUUUGUGCUGACCAUGGUGUUGGCCUCUUAACAGUUCCCAGUGCCAAGACUCUUGGCGAGUGGGUUGGAUUGUGCAAGAUUGAUUCUGAGGGCAAGGCCAGGAAGGUAGUUGGUUGUUCUUGCGCUGUAGUUCAGGAUUACGGUGAAGAGAGUGAAGGUCUUAAUGUUGUCCAGCAACAUGUUAAGUCUCACUGAGUAGCAGUGGGUCUGUUUCAUUGGGCUGAAUUAAAAGUUUAUACGUAGAGACCUUUUGUUGUUUUCUCAUACCCUCAUCUUUUGGGGUUUUUGAGUGUUUGCUGGCUGCAGUUACUUGCAUGUGAGUUGUUUCUUACUACUGUGGGAGAACAUUUUUCUUGAUGUAUUACACGCGGAAUUAUAACCAUUUUGGGUUUGAAAUUAAGGCCAUGGUUGAUUGUUUA